Suillus discolor is the source of this 567-nucleotide messenger RNA. RefSeq lists its product as uncharacterized. The coding region runs from base 1 to 567 and encodes 188 amino acids. The transcript is spliced from 3 exons. The record is from RefSeq and is a predicted model, not a curated record. Lineage: Eukaryota; Fungi; Basidiomycota; Agaricomycetes; Boletales; Suillaceae.
AUGGCAGGUGAACUUACGCCGGAGGCAUUAAGAGCAUGGGAGAUGGCUUGCAUGCAGUUCUUCCUGCACAAGGAAGUCAAGGACAUUGAGAUGGUAAAGAAGGUCAUAUUGGGCAUGCAAGAACUGGACUACAUGACUGAAGUCAGAAGAUACUGGCUCCCCUCUGGAUGGGCGGACACUGUCCAUUGGAAGAUGCUGGUGUCAACUCAAGGUCAACGUCCUUUUCAUGAGUGGGCAGUUGACGUCCAAGGGCAGAACACCUUACUUCGAGGAACGACAUCGCACCUUGCAGACGCUAACAUCUUGUAUCACUUAGAAGUGCACAUGAAUGCAGAACUAGCGGCGGACUACCACACUGAGCAGAUUUCGGAGAACAACCUGUGCAAAUGGGUUGAAAAGGUGUGGCUGCUUGAUGAGAAGUGCUUAUGCUAUCUCACCAGACAACGGGAGGCACUAUUUUCCGAUGCAUGUCAAAUGCUCAUCACACAUGAAUCACUUCCCGAUGUUAUCCGACACUCAUCUGCUCAAUCCAAUGCUAACCCGCUCAAUCCAAUGUUUAUCCACUAA